AUGCUGAAGGUGGCAGUUAAGCAGACGGUACCAUUCAUGCACAAGUCACCAAUUAAGCCAAAGAUGUCAGCCAUACAUAAUGGAUCAGUUAGGCAGAACUCACCAACCAUGCUGAAGGCUCCAGUUGUGCAGAAGGUGCCUGUCAUACACAAAAGGCCAGCCAUGCCAAAAGAGCUAGCUAUGCAAAAGGUGCCAGUCAUACAGGAGUCAAUUAUGUCAAAGGCAUCAAUCAUGCAAAAUGCUACAGUAAUGCAGAAGGACUUGUCGUGGUGAUGUCACCAGUCAUGUCAAAGGUGCCAGUAAUGCGAAAAGUGCUAGUUAUGGAGAAGGCAUCAGCCAUACCGAAGGCACCAGUCAUGUGGAAUGUGCCAGUCAUACAGAAAGGGUCAGUAAUCUCAAAGAUACCAGUCAUGAAAAAGCAAAAUGUGUCUAUCCUGCCAAAGGCAUCAAUCAUGCAGAAAGUGAUAAUUAGGCAGACGGCUCCCGUUAUACAGAAGGAGUGUGUAAUGCCUGAAGGAUCAAUGAUAGAGAAUCACCAGUUAUGCCAAAGGCUCCAGUCAUCUCAAAGAUACCAAUCAUGCAAAAGAUGCCCAUCGGGUCAAAGAUAGCAGUCAUGCAGAAAGAUACAGACAUGCCAAAGGCAUUGGUCAACGAGAGACAAUCAGUCAUGGAGAAAUUACCAAUUAUGCCAAAAGCACCAGUCAUGGAGAAAGUGCCAGUCAAGCAGAAAAGGACAGUCAUCUUAAAGAUAUCAGUCAUGCAAAAUGUGCCAAUCAAGCCAAAAACACCAAUACUGCAGAAGGUGUCAGUCAUAAAAAAUGGAUCUUAAUGGAGAGAUCACCAGUAAUGAAGAAGGCCAGUCAUGCAGAAGGCCUCAGCCUUGCCAAAGACGUCAGUCAUGCAAAAGGUGUUAGUCACAGAGAAAUGACCGGUUAUGCGAAAGUCACCAGUCAUGACAAAGAUGCCGGUCAUACAGAAAGUGACUAUUUUGCCAAAGGCAUCAAUCAUGAAGAAAACAUACUUUUAAAAUAG
Molecule: messenger RNA, 1032 nt
Organism: Pelobates cultripes (western spadefoot toad)
Lineage: Eukaryota; Metazoa; Chordata; Amphibia; Anura; Pelobatidae
Source: the annotation of a GenBank genome assembly